Molecule: messenger RNA, 1275 nt
Organism: Penicillium griseofulvum
Lineage: Eukaryota; Fungi; Ascomycota; Eurotiomycetes; Eurotiales; Aspergillaceae
Product: CaiB/BaiF CoA transferase family protein
Exons: 1
Coding region: 1-1275 (424 amino acids)
Molecular function (GO): catalytic activity
Source: RefSeq, a predicted model, not a curated record
AUGAGACCAUUCCUUUCACUUGCUUCUCGGUCUGAAGGCCUGUUGGGUGCAAUUCAACCUGUCGGAGGGUCUUAUUUCACGUCGCGGCUUUAUUCCAGCACACCUUCCGGACACAGACCUCUUCCUCUUGCUGGAAUUACCGUGGUUAGUCUCGAACAAGCUAUUGCUGCGCCCUUUUGCACGCGACAACUUGCCGAUCUUGGAGCUAGAGUCAUCAAGAUCGAACGACCAGGGGUUGGAGACUUUGCACGACAUUAUGACAUGCGAGUAGGAGGUCUAGCGUCACAUUUCGUAUGGACAAACCGCUCCAAGGAGAGUUUGGCACUGGAUCUCAAACGUGAAAAGGAUCAUGCUGUCCUGAUGAAACUCCUCGAGAAGGCCGACGUUCUUGUUCAGAACUUAGCUCCCGGUGCUAGUGCGCGACUGGGGCUCUCUCACGAGGCAUUGAAGGAAAAACACCCAGGUUUGAUCGUGUGCGAUAUCUCUGGAUAUGGCCAAGAUGGUCCAUAUCGCGAUAAGAAAGCCUACGACCUUCUUAUCCAGAGUGAGGCUGGAAUGCUGUCGGUCACGGGCACUGGAAAGGAACCGGUAAAGGUUGGUAUUUCCAUCGCUGAUAUUGCGGCGGGAAUGUACGCCUACAGUAACAUUCUGUCAGCGCUAUUGCAGCGUGGGAAAGAUGGCCAAGGCUGCCAAAUUGAUAUCUCCAUGCUAGAAAGUAUGGUGGAAUGGAUGGGAUUCCCCAUGUACUAUGCAUUCGAUAAUGCUCCUGGACCAGUACCAGCAGGUGCCUCGCAUGCGGCCAUCUACCCUUAUGGACCGUUCGAGGCUGGUGAUGGCCAGUCCGUUAUGUUGGGCAUUCAGAAUGAACGGGAAUGGGUCAAUUUCUGCAACGGCGUCCUCUCGCAACCAGAUCUAGCCACCAAUCCCAGAUUUUCGACGAACUUACAACGGACUCAAAAUCGGGAUGAGCUCAAAUCUAUCAUUCACGAUGUGUUCUCCAAAUUAACCACAGAGGAAACAAUUGCUCGAUUGGACGAAGCCUCGAUUGCCAACGCUAGUGUUAAUGACAUGAAAAAUGUCUGGGAACAUGCCCAGCUUCAUGCACGAGAUCGAUGGACCAAAAUCCAAACUCCCAUCGGAGAUAUUCCGGCUCUUCUACCCCCUGGAUCUGCGAAGUCAGCCGGAAAAGAUGGAUAUAUCGCUCAGAUGGGUUCAAUUCCACAGGUUGGAGAGCACAAUGAAGCCAUUCUUGCGGAGCUGGGACUAUCGAAUUGA